AAAAAUUAGAAAAUAAAAAAUAAAAACAAAAUCUUUGAUUUUUUCCAUCCUUCCCAGCGUAAGAAUCGAUCCUGGAAGUUUUCCAUCUUCUCAAAAAUCUUUCGUGAUUUUCUUUUUUCUCUUUCAAUUUGGAUCCAAGUUGGUUACUAAAAUUUGGGGAGACAAUAUUUUAGGGUUUCGGGUAGUUUUUGAGGAAAGCUCUGGUCUUUAGGUGGAGAAAGUAAAUGGUGGAUCAGCCUACGGUCGAUUCUAUUUCAUUUGUAUAUCUACGAGAAUAUAUCGGUAAUCAAGCUGUGCGUUCGAUUCUGUGCUUCGAUAGUGUUAGAGUGCUUCGACAAUCACCAGUUGUGUCAGGAAAGAAAUGCUGAGCGUGAUCCGAGUGCAUCUACCUUCCGAAAUUCCCAUUGUAGGCUGUGAAUUAACGCCUUACGUGCUUGUUCGCCGUCCGGACAAGACCGCCGCCACUGACGAUGUGCCUGAAUCGGCUCCUCUCGAAGGUUACUUUUUGAGAUACAGAUGGUAUCGUGUACAGAGCGAUAAGAAAGUAACGAUUUGCAGUGUGCAUCCAACGGAACAAGCCACCUUGCAAUGCGUAUUCUGUUCAAAGCGUAGAGCCCUUGUUGCAAAAAGCUACCACUGUUCUCCAAAAUGCUUUACAGAUGCGUGGCAGCAUCACAGGACUUUGCACGAGCGAGCAGCCGCCGAGAACGGAAACGAGGAAGAUGAGUUAGUCCGGUUCAACAGCACUGGCUCUGGUGUUCUUGCCGGUAGCUUGUCCGGGUCUAUGUCAAAUCUCAAUCUUACCAACAAUGGCCCAACGCCGUUUUAUCCUUCUAAUGUCACGCAGAAAAAUGGAGGAGAGACGCUAAUCGAGGUCGGGUGUUGCAAAACUUACACGCCAACAGCUGAUGAUAUUGGCUAUGUUUUGAAGUUCGAGUGUGUUGUGGCUAACGCAGAGACGAAACAGUUUGUGGGACACCCUAGUACCAUUUUGACUUCACGUGUUAUUCCUGCUCCUUCUCCAAGUCCCCGUAAGCUUAUCCCUGUCAAUGGAGCUGAUGUGAUGGGUCACUUAGAUCAUGAUGGUCGGAUUCAGUCUGCAGGAUCAUUCACUGUUCUUUCCUAUAAUAUUUUGUCUGAUACUUCUGCAAGUAGUGACCUUUACAGUUACUGCCCUCCUUGGGCUCUUUCUUGGCCAUACCGCAGACAGAAUUUAUUAAGGGAGAUUGUUGGUUAUCGUGCUGAUGUAGUUUGCCUUCAGGAGGUACAAAGUGAUCAUUUCCAUGAAAUUUUUGCUCCUGAGUUGGAUAAGCAUGGAUAUCAAGCUCUCUACAAGAGGAAAACUAAUGAGGUUCUCAGCGGAAGUACAAGUGCGAUUGACGGGUGUGCAACAUUUUUCCGACGGGAUAGAUUUACACACGUCAAGAAAUAUGAUGUUGAAUUCAAUAAGGCUGCUCAGUCUUUGACUGAGGCUCUAAUCCCUCCUGCGCAGAAGAGAACUGCUUUAAACCGACUAGUUAAGGAUAACAUUGCCCUGAUAGUUGUUCUUGAAGCAAAGUUUGGUAAUCAACCUGCUGAUCCUUCUGGAAAGCGCCAGCUUGUUUGUGUGGCUAACACGCAUGUUAAUGUUCAACAAGAACUCAAGGACGUGAAGCUCUGGCAAGUUCAUACCUUAUUAAAGGGGCUGGAGAAAAUAGCUGCUAGUGCCGAUAUUCCUAUGCUUGUGUGUGGAGACUUCAAUACGCUUCCCGGGAGUGCCCCUCAUUCACUUCUUGUAAUGGGAAAGGUGGAUGCAAUGCACCCAGAUCUGUUGGUUGAUCCCCUUGGAAUCCUGCGUCCUCAUACCAAAUUGACUCAUCAAUUGCCUCUGGUGAGCGCAUACUCGUCGUUUGUGAGAAUGGGAAUCGUUCUUGGAUUGGAACAACACAGAAGAAGAAUGGAUCUUAACACAAACGAGCCUUUGUUUACCAAUUGCACAAGGGACUUCAUUGGCACUCAUGACUACAUAUUUUACACAGCGGAUACGUUAAUGGUGGAAUCAUUAUUGGAAUUGCUGGAUGAAGAUGGAUUGAGAAAGGAUACAGCUCUUCCUUCCCCGGAAUGGUCUUCUAAUCACAUUGCACUCUUAGCUGAAUUUCGAUGCAAGCCUAGGACCAGACGCUAACCGCCUUCACCACCUUUUCAUCUUCGCAAUCGCUUACAGAUAGGUUUUUUUUUUUUUUUUUUUUUUUUUUUUGUUUUCCGGUUUUUAAUCAUCAGAUUAUGACAGCAACUCUUUAGACAAAACCAAACCUCUACCAAAAUCUGUGAUAGAGAUGACGCACAGGUCGGAAGUGGUUCUGAUCCAAAGUUAAGGCAGAUCACUUUCUGAAGUCGGGUCAUUCUUUAUGAUGACCUUCUGUGUGGCUUUUGUCUAACCUCUUUUCUUCUCAUUUUGAUCCUUAAAUCUUAGAAAAACACUUGUUGCUUUUUUUUUGUUAUCCUACCAUUUUUAAUAAAAGUAUGUCUUUAGAUCAAACUAUUGUUGCUUGUUAUAGAUGCUUUGUAAGACUAGA
Eutrema salsugineum is the source of this 2555-nucleotide messenger RNA. RefSeq names its product carbon catabolite repressor protein 4 homolog 2. The coding region runs from base 362 to 2164 and encodes 600 amino acids. Gene Ontology annotation, biological process: nuclear-transcribed mRNA poly(A) tail shortening. The record is from RefSeq and is a predicted model, not a curated record. Lineage: Eukaryota; Viridiplantae; Streptophyta; Magnoliopsida; Brassicales; Brassicaceae. Gene Ontology annotation, molecular function: poly(A)-specific ribonuclease activity. Gene Ontology annotation, cellular component: cytoplasm; CCR4-NOT complex; nucleus. The transcript has 11 exons.